AUGAUCGGCGAAUCCGUCGGCUGGGAUAUCGCCGUGCCACCUCGUCUGCUGCAGCUCUGCCGCGACAUCCAGACCCAAGUCAACGAGCACGAUCCGGUGCGUGGCGUAUGGUCGGUGCAGCAUGACGACGCAACGGAGUGGCACGUGUGGUGCGAUGCGUCGGGAAUCGCGCUGGGUGUCGUGGUGCAAGUCAACGGCGAGGUCAUCGAGGACCGCAGCUGGCUGCGCCCGGCUGACGACAAACGGCAUAUCAACAUCGCUGAGUUGGACGCCGUCAUCAAGGGCCUCAACGCGGCUGCCAAUUGGCCUGCGCGGAAGAUCCGCCUCCACACGGAUUCCAAGACCGUGCAUGGCUGGCUUCGUCAGAUCCUCGGGAACGAGCGCCGCGUGAAGGUUGGCGGGCUCCACGAGCUGCUCGUCAAGCGUCGGUUGCAGAUCAUUGACGACAUCGUCGCAACAGCUCGCCUUGACGUGGAGGUGGACUGGGUUCCGUCAGAACAGAACCUCUCCGACCAGCUCACGCGCGUUCCGACGUCCUGGCUGGCCUGCACAUCGGAUAACAGCGUGACGGAUGUUGCUGCCAGCCUCGCCAUCAUGCCGAGUCUGUCGAUGGCCGAGAUCCUGGCCGGGCAGGAGGACGACGGUGCACUCCAGGCAGCGAAGGCCGCAGUGAUCGCUGGGGACGACCUCCCGCCUGACAGCGGCUUCCGGAACAUCCGCGGUCAGCUGCAAGUUCAAGACGGCGUCUUGCAGCGCAGCGUCAAGCUUCCGCCGAACGACGUCAAGUGCGUUCCUGUGCUUCCUGCUGCGCUGGAGGAGCAGGCCGUGCGUGCAGCCCACCAGGUGUCUGGCCAUAGUGGCUGGGAGGCGACGUGGCAGUUGCUUCGAUCCCAGUGCCAUUUCUUGGGCAUGGGACAGCGCUGCCAAGCGUUUGUGUCCGGAUGCAGCAGCUGUCAAGCCGCCAACCCACGCCGCGGAGAGGCGACCGAGCCCACUCGUCCGGUAUCAGCCAACGGCCCCUGGGAUGUGGUGCACAUCGAUACCCUCGAGCUCGGCGUUAACCGGUCCGGGCGUUACCACUGCGUGUUGGUAUGCGUGGAUGCAUUCACCAAGUGGGUCGAGGUGGUUCCCCUCAAGCGUCAUGACGGCAUCUGUGUGGCUAGAGCUUUCGUCGACGUGUGCUCUCGGUGGGGUCCUCCUCGCGUGGUUCGAUCCGACAACGGCACAGAGUUCAAGAACGCUGUCAUGUCUUCCGUCUACGAGGCGUUCGGCGUUCAUGUCUGCUACGGCGCGGCACGUCAUCCCCAGUCGCAAGGCGUGGCUGAGAGGUUCAACCAAACCCUGUUGACCCUCGUGCGGAAGGUUCUGGAUGAGGCGCACGACUGGGAACAGGAGCUGGCGAUGCUCCUGUACUACUAUCGGAUCCGGCCACACAGCGCCACCAACGUCUCCCCGAUGGAGGCCAUGUCUGCGCUCGGCCGCUUCGACUUCAUCGACGAGCCGACACCGAGCCGCUUGACUGUUGGCGAUGCUGUCAUGCUUCGCCGGCCUCAGCGCUGCCAGAAGCGCCUAACCCCGUACGAGCCUGGUUGGCAAGUUAUGUCGAUUGUGGGCCCCUCGACGGUGGUGGUUCAUCGGGUCGACGGCACCGGCCGUGACAAGAUCGUGAAUGUCGACUUAUUAAGGCGUGCCGCCGAGGACGAUCUGCCGCCCCCGCCGCCCGUCGCUCCGGGUGCCAGCGAUGAAGCCGAGUCGGGCCCUGUUCCGUCUCUGGUAUUGAGCGUUGACCCGGUCACGCCGCCGCCUGCUGCAGGCCCAUCAUUGCGCGACCGGUCUACGCUUGUGCGACCUGCUCGAUAUUGA
Messenger RNA from Sycon ciliatum, 1863 nucleotides. RefSeq lists its product as uncharacterized. The transcript has 2 exons. Gene Ontology annotation, molecular function: nucleic acid binding; RNA-DNA hybrid ribonuclease activity. The record is from RefSeq and is a predicted model, not a curated record. Gene Ontology annotation, biological process: DNA integration. Lineage: Eukaryota; Metazoa; Porifera; Calcarea; Leucosolenida; Sycettidae. The coding region runs from base 1 to 1863 and encodes 620 amino acids.